AUGGGUGGAAAAUGUUCAUGUUUUAAAGAUCAACCUACAGAAGACAAUCAGCUGACAAUUUACAAAGAAGUCCACACAUCUCAAUCCAAGCAAGAGCAAGGCUUUUCCCAUGAUUUCUCAACUUCUAUAAUAAAUCAAUUACCCAUCGAUACUCCUUCUCUAAUAAAGCUUCAAGCAAUUCUUCGUGGUUAUAUCGACCGGAUGCUUUUAAAGGACGCCAGAAUCGCUUCUCCUUCUUUUCAGAUGAUGUCAUCUUUUUCUCCUCACCCACGAACCUCUUUGCAUGAAAUUGAAGGGGAAAUUCCAUCCUACGCCAAUGCAAGUACAAUAGCUGCAUGUAGAAAAUUAGGGCCUUUUAUAUAUGACUACUCUUUAAACGAUGGAGUAGCAGUUUUUACAAAAGGGCCAGUCCAGCUGGAAAAUGGAGCCGUUUAUAUUGGAGAUUGAAAUGAAAAGUUCGAAAGGCACGGUAAAGGGGUUCAGAUAUGAAAUGAUGGGAGCAAAUAUGAAGGCUAUUGGAAAAACGAUCGAGCCAAUGGGAAAGGAAGGCUAAUUCACGGAGAUGGAGAUGUGUAUGAAGGGGAGUGAAUGGACGACAAGGCCCAUGGGCAUGGGGUCUAUACACAUACAGAUGGAGGAAAAUAUGUAGGGCUGUGAGAAAAUGAUAAGCAGCAUGGGAAAGGAGUUGAAGAAUGACCAGAUGGAAGCAAAUAUGAAGGAGGAUAUAUUGGUGGCAAAAAGCAUGGAAAAGGCAAAUUUAAAUGGGCAGAUGGAAGCACUUAUGAUGGAGAUUUUAUUAAUAACAAUAUUCAUGGCUCAGGCACUUAUUGCUGAAGCGACGGAAGAAAAUAUAUAGGAGACUGGCUCAACAACAAAAUGGAUGGGAAAGGGACUUUUACUUGGCCUGAUGGAAGAUGCUAUAUUGGAGACUAUAUUGAUGACAAAAAGCAAGGCUUUGGAGUUUUUACUUGACCUGAUGGCAAAAAAUAUGAAGGCUCUUGGUUUAAUGGAAAACAGCACGGAAAAGGAGUCUAUAUCUCAUCAAAUGGAGAAAAGAAAGAAGGAGAAUGGAAAGAUGGAAUUCGAGUAAAAACUGCAUCAUAA
Blepharisma stoltei is the source of this 1104-nucleotide messenger RNA. The record is from the annotation of a GenBank genome assembly. NCBI's taxonomy places the organism in Eukaryota, Ciliophora, Heterotrichea, Heterotrichida, Blepharismidae.